Molecule: messenger RNA, 811 nt
Organism: Synchiropus splendidus (mandarinfish)
Lineage: Eukaryota; Metazoa; Chordata; Actinopteri; Syngnathiformes; Callionymidae
Gene: opa3
Product: outer mitochondrial membrane lipid metabolism regulator OPA3
Exons: 2
Coding region: 2-472 (156 amino acids)
Biological process (GO): regulation of lipid metabolic process
Cellular component (GO): mitochondrion
Source: RefSeq, a predicted model, not a curated record
GAUGGUUGUCGGUGCGUUUCCGAUCGCCAAGCUCCUCUAUCUGGGAGUGAGGCAAAUGAGCAAGCCCGUCGCUAACAGGAUAAAAGCUGGAGCCCGGCGGAGCGAGUUUUUCAAGAAUUAUAUCUGUCUGCCACCAGCGCAGUUCUACCACUGGAUCGAGAUGAGGACAAAGAUGCGCAUCAUGGGAUUUCGGGGUGCCACUAUCAAGCCACUGAACGAGGACGCUGCGGCAGAGCUGGGCGCUGAGCUGUUAGGAGAGGCAAUCAUCUUCCUUGUAGGCGGUGGCUGCAUGGUGCUGGAGUACAGCCGACAGGCGGCAAACUCCCGACGUAAAGAGGAAGAGCUGAACGAAACCCUCCACAGCUUACAGACUCAACUGGCCGAGCUUGAACUCACCACAGAGACACUCAGCGCUCAGCUCAGAGAAGUCAAUAGACAGCUGGUGUCGUUCCCUGUGCCGGCCAAAAAGUGACCCCUGAAUAAUCUUGGUACAACAGUCUACCAACCAACCGCUGCUUCCUGUGAUGUCACUGGGAAGAAAUGGGCAGAGCAUCUCAUGGGACAUGAGAGUUAAUGAUCAGCUCAUGUUUUGGAGCAACUAGCUAUGAUAUUCAUAGUUUUCCAGGUUGCUCUUGCAUGUGCCAUGUAAAAAGGUUUUCAAUAAAAGUGAUGGUGAUUACACUAUUAAUAUAUCUGAUCACAACUCCAGGAUGUGAUUUUUUUCCUGAUAUGCUUGAAUGUGGCAGUGGACUUUUUGUGUGAAUAUCUUCUUGACUUGACUGGUUGACAAUAAAUACAUACUGAUCCAGGA